GUCAGAGCUAGGGACCAUGCCGUCCCAGGCUCAGGGAUAAAAACCAUCGGGCCCAAGGGCCAUCCAUAUUCCAUCUCCACUCUUUCCUCCACAAACUGGGACUCAUCCCCGCUGCAAAGCACAGCCUAAGAGCAAGGGAACAAAAGACCAUGCUUUCACAUAAUACCAUGGUGAAGCAGAGAAAACAGCAAGCAUCAGCCAUCAUGAAGGAAAUCCAUGGAAAUGAUGUAGAUGGCAUGCACCUGGGCAAAAAAGUCAGCAUCCCCAGAGACAUCAUGUUGGAAGAAUUAUCCCAUCUCAGUAACCGUGGCGCCAGACUAUUUAAGAUGCGACAAAGAAGAUCUGAUAAAUAUACAUUUGAAAAUUUCCAGUAUGAAACUAAAGCACAAAUAAAUCACAACAUUGCCAUGCAGAAUGGGAAACUGGAUGGAAGCAACUUGGAAGGUGGCUCACAGCAAGCCCCAUUCACCCCUCCCAACACUCCGGAUCCACGAAGUCCCCCAAAUCCAGAAAACAUUGCACCAGGAUAUUCUGGACCACUUAAGGAAAUUCCUCCUGAAAAGUUCAACACCACGGCUGUCCCUAAGUACUAUCAGUCACCCUGGGAACAGGCCAUUAGCGAUGAUCCGGAGCUUUUAGAGGCUUUAUACCCUAAAUUUUUCAAGCCUGAAGGAAAAGUAGAACUGCCUGAUUACAGGAGCUUUAACAGAGUUGCCACCCCAUUUGGAGGUUUUGAAAAAGCAUCAAAAAUGGUUAAAUUCAAAGUUCCAGAUUUUGAGCUACUACUUCUAACAGAUCCCAGGUUUACAGUUUUUGCCAAUCCUCUUUCUGGCAGACGGUCCUUUAAUAGGACUCCAAAGGGAUGGAUAUCUGAGAAUAUUCCUAUAGUGAUAACAACUGAGCCUACAGAGGAUACCACUGUACCAGAAACAGAAGACCUAUGAAAAGAAAGUUGUAUUUGCCACAAAACCUCUAAACAUAAAUGUUGCUGUUUUAUUAUUCUACUUACUGGCAAAGCCACUUACACUCUUCAUUAGUAGCAAUAAUUUAAUAGCAAUUUAGCAAUUUUCCUUUUAUCACAUUUAAAUUCAAUCUCAGAUCAAACACUAAUAAACAAUUUGAAAUCUUGUUUUAAAAACUUUCGACUCACUUGUCUUUAUUCAUAAUUUUGUUUUCACCUGGUCUAAACAAUCCAGGCUUUUCACCGAGAAAGUCCAGAAGAGUAACUGACAACAAAAGGUUUCAUCUUCUUUUCCUUUAAUAUGAGCUACUUUUUAAUAAGUUUUUCAAGUGGAAUCUAGAAUUAAAGUGCAGUGCAAGAUAUUUAGACUCAUUUGGAGUUUUCUUUAAGGGAUGAAAGUUAUGGAAGCCAAUAUACAAACAUUGAUGGAGAAAAGGGUUGGAAAAGUUUCCUUUCUGGUGACCAGGAUAAAAUAGCAUGUCUGGAUAAAGACUUUUCAUUAGUCAUUCUUAGAAUCUAAACUGCUUGUAUUUUUUGAUCAGCUUUGAAUCACUAGGUAACUAUUCCAGAUGACAUUCU
Messenger RNA from Odobenus rosmarus divergens (Pacific walrus), 1540 nucleotides. RefSeq names its product myozenin 2 (gene MYOZ2). Gene Ontology annotation, cellular component: Z disc; actin cytoskeleton. Bases 150 to 944 code for a protein of 264 amino acids. The record is from RefSeq and is a predicted model, not a curated record. Gene Ontology annotation, molecular function: actin binding; FATZ binding; telethonin binding. NCBI's taxonomy places the organism in Eukaryota, Metazoa, Chordata, Mammalia, Carnivora, Odobenidae. The transcript is spliced from 6 exons.